Molecule: messenger RNA, 981 nt
Organism: Cuscuta europaea
Lineage: Eukaryota; Viridiplantae; Streptophyta; Magnoliopsida; Solanales; Convolvulaceae
Source: the annotation of a GenBank genome assembly
CUAGCCUCAAGAGUAAGUUCGAAGGGCCGGACCCUGAACUGUUGGACCAGUCCGAUUAACAUCUAAGCAAACCAACUGCCGCAUACAAAACCCUAGCUGUAGGACCAGUCCGAUUACCUCCCUUUGGCCUGCGCUCGUCUUCUGGUCGCAAGGAGGAGCUCAUUUUUGAGCUCUGUAACCACUCCGACAUCAAAGGUUUGAUAAUAUUCACAGAUGUGUAUAAGUAGAUUUCUCAUAUGUGUUGUGACUCUUUUAUGAAAUUGGAACAGAGGGGAAAAGAGACAUGAAGUUCAUCGCCGCAUACUUGUUGGCUGUGCUGGGAGGCAAAGCCAGCCCUUCCGCCGGUGACAUCAAGAAAAUCCUUUCCUCUGUGGGUGCUGAGGCUGAUGACAGUAAGCUUGAGUUGCUCUUGUCUCAAGUUGAGGGGAAAGAUAUCACAGAGUUGAUUGCAGCUGGAAGGGAGAAAUUAGCUUCCGUACCAAGUGGUGGUGGUGGUGGUUCUGUUGCAGCUGUUGCUGCUGCACCUUCCAGUGGUGGUGGGGCUGCCCCAGUUGCUGAAGAGAAGAAAAAGGAAGAGAAGGUUGAAGAAGAAUCCGACGACGAUAUUGGCUUUGAUCUUUUUGGAGGAGAUGAUUAGAGUUCUUUUACUUCUAUAUGUUUGUUUGGAUAAUAUUAUCAAGUUUUAGCAUCCCUUCCUGUUUUUCACUCUAGUGAAGACUCCUAAAUCUUUUUCUGCCUAUUGUAUUAUUACAAUAGCUGAAUCAUGAACUUGACAUCUCCAUCUUCAUUCCCCUUUCAAGCCUAUUUUUGAAAACUUUGAGUUUCAAUGGUUCUCUUGACAUUAUAUACCGUUUUGUUUUACUCACUUUUCUAUCAUCGUAGACAAUAAGGAUGUUUUCACACUUAAAUAGAUCAAAUCAGAUUUAAAUAUAUUAGACCAGACUUAAAUAGACCAGAUAAGCAACAAAUUUUAGCUCCUAA